This is a messenger RNA of Cynara cardunculus var. scolymus (artichoke), 1631 nucleotides long. Its product is annotated as lysosomal Pro-X carboxypeptidase. The record is from RefSeq and is a predicted model, not a curated record. The coding region runs from base 22 to 1503 and encodes 493 amino acids. The transcript has 9 exons. Lineage: Eukaryota; Viridiplantae; Streptophyta; Magnoliopsida; Asterales; Asteraceae. Gene Ontology annotation, biological process: proteolysis. Gene Ontology annotation, molecular function: dipeptidyl-peptidase activity; serine-type exopeptidase activity.
UAUGCUCCAAAACUCAAAACAAUGACACCAGUUGUGUUCCAAUGGCUUCUGCUCUUUGUUACCACCUUCUUCACCACGACCAUCUUGGGUGCACCACACGGGCUGAGUCCUAUCGAUCCGUUUCUAAGAGAUUCGAACGUCGGUUUCGCGAAUGUGAAGCCUUUGAAGGACGUCGAAACCUUUUUCUAUAACCAAACGCUCGACCAUUUUAACUACAACCCGCAAAGUUACGCCACUUUCCCACAACGGUAUUACAUCAACUCUAAAUGGUGGGGUGGUGCUAACAAGAACGCACCAAUUUUCGCUUAUCUUGGUGCCGAAGGACCCUUGGAUCGUGACAUCCCGAUCAUCGGAUUCCUCACUGAUAACGCCCCUCGUUUCAAGGCCCUUUUGGUCUAUAUAGAGCAUCGGUUUUAUGGAGAAUCAAAUCCAGUUGGGUCGAUGGCUGAAUCAGUGAAAAACAAGACUAUACGUGGGUACUUCAAUUCUGCUCAAGCAUUGGCCGAUUAUGCAGAGGUUUUGUUGCAUGUCAAAAACAAAUUACGUGCACAUCAUUCUCCGAUUAUUGUUAUCGGAGGGUCUUACGGUGGAAUGCUUGCCUCAUGGUUUCGUCUCAAGUAUCCGCAUAUCGCGCUUGGUGCUCUUGCUUCCUCGGCUCCAAUUCUUUACUUCGAUAAGCUCACUCCUCAAGAUGGGUAUUACUCGAUCGUUACCAAAGAUUUCAAGGAAGCUAGCGAAAACUGUUAUAUGACGAUAAAGAAAUCGUGGAACGAGAUCGAUAGAGUUGCUUCAAUGCCAAAUGGUCUUUCCAUUCUUUCCAAAAAAUUCUAUACUUGCUCGCCAUUGAAGAACUCUGAUGAGCUCAAGGGGUACUUGGAUUCCAUGUAUGCUUACGCAGCUCAAUAUAAUGCUCCACCAACGUAUCCGACGACCCGAAUUUGUGAAGGCAUCGAUGGAGCAAGCAAUGCCACUGAUAUUCUUGAUCGCAUAUCUGAUGGUGUUAUUGCGUAUCAACCGUUCAGUCCAUGCCACAAUACGACACGUGGAGUUAGUCAAACUUCCAUUGGAUGGGGAUGGCAAACGUGUAGCGAGAUGGUGAUACCGAUUGGCAUAACCAGUAAUGUCAGCAUGUUUCCGAGCCAGCCUUACAACCUACAAGAAGUGAUUGACAAUUGCAAAAGCGUGUAUGGUGUCACGCCUCGACCUCACUGGGCCACAACUUAUUAUGGUGGUUAUGACAUAAAGUUAGUGCUUAGCAAGUUCGGCAGUAACAUCAUCUUCUCCAACGGCUUAAGAGAUCCAUAUAGCAGUGGAGGGGUGUUGGAGAAUAUAUCAGAUGAAGUCCUUGCUGUCUACACUACCAAUGGUUCACAUUGCUUGGAUAUAUUGGCCUCGAGUAAAACCGAUCCUGAUUGGUUGAUUAAACAACGGAACGAUGAAGUGAAGAUCAUUAGAAGAUGGUUGACAAAAUACUACCACGAUCUUCGUUUAUUAAAGCAAUAAUUACGUCAUAGUAUGUUUGAAACAGAUAAUUUAAUAGGAGUCUAUAAUAUUUAUUACACGAUUUUUUUGUCAAUUUGAAUCAUCGUUUUCACGUAUGAUAUAACAACAUUAUAUAGAAGUUAUUAUGC